Molecule: messenger RNA, 668 nt
Organism: Magnolia sinica
Lineage: Eukaryota; Viridiplantae; Streptophyta; Magnoliopsida; Magnoliales; Magnoliaceae
Exons: 3
Coding region: 131-421 (96 amino acids)
Biological process (GO): cytoplasmic microtubule organization
Molecular function (GO): microtubule binding
Source: RefSeq, a predicted model, not a curated record
GGACCCACGUAGCAUCGCGCAUGAACUUCCUGCGAAAGCCUUUUGCGCGCAAUCCGCGUCAGUCCCUAUAAAUACCUCCCGGACACCGUGUCGGGCAUAUUUCUCAUCAUUGAUCGCAACAGCAGCGGCAAUGGUGUGCGAGAAGUGUGAGAAGAAGCUGUCGAAGGUGAUCGUGCCCGACAAGUGGAAGGAAGGUGCCAGCAAUACUACCGAAGGUGGAGGCCGUAAGAUCAAUGAGAACAAGCUCCUCUCCAAGAAAAACAGGUGGACCCCUUACGGAACCACCAAGUGUAUCAUUUGCAAGCAACAAGUCCACCAAGAUGGUCGAUACUGUCAUACAUGUGCUUACACAAAAGGCAUGGAACUCUUCCUCUUCCCCCUCCCCUCUUUUUUUCCUUCUUUGCUUAGAGGCGUUUUUUAAAGUGUUUCUGUUUGUACAGGAGUUUGUGCAAUGUGCGGCAAACAAGUGAUCGAUACAAAGUUAUACAAGCAAAGCAAUGUAUGAUCGUAAUGGCUACUUUGUUAUUCUAAUUGCAAAGGUCUUCCUCAUUGGCUUGCAUCUGUAAAUUAGUACAAUCUAUGUUUUGCCUAAUGGUCUUAAAUGGUUGUAUGAGCCGUAAUUCUUUUAUGGCCAUUGCCCUGUGAGCAUCAGUUGCAGUUUCUGCUAA